UGGAGCGAGUCUGCGCACUUUGCGAGGCCGCUCCUCAAUGUCCAUCGAAGCGAAAACUGUCGGGGUCCUUGACCGCCUUGGCGCUGAGUUCCACUGAAAGUCACCACUGAUCUGUGGUAUCAACUGAAUACGAAUUCAAGAAGCGGCGGAUGCUGCGCGCGCACCGUGCACCGUGCAACGACGAGGCUACUUUCAUCGCGAUGGCGAGUGCGCCUCGAGCCAGGCGACCGCUCGCGCCAGCCAUCGAGCAUACAGGUCUCAAUGGCUCGUCGGACGAGAAACUCACAAAACGCGGAACAGUCCAUGUCGAGACGGCGGCACCUCUGGCCAAACCUCAAGGAGGACUGGCGACGGGCUGGCUAGCCCAACCGGCACUCAAAGGCAAGGGCAAGAGGACAUCAGCCGUACAGGAUGGCGGCCCCCUCGAUUUUCUUGGCGGAGGGCUAGAGGUGCUGUCGGCUGGCGAAGUCAAAGUGCUCGUUGGCGUCUUGCUGCUCGCUUGCUGGGUACGGCUGUGGCAUCUCGACCGCCCAAGCAGCGUUGUAUUCGAUGAGGUACACUUUGGAGGCUUUGCGAGUAAAUACCUCAAGAGCAAGUUCUUCAUGGACGUCCAUCCGCCCCUGGCCAAGCUGCUCAUCACACUUGCCGGCUUCGUGUCUGGUUUCGACGGCAACUUCGAUUUUAAAGAGAUUGGCAUGUCCUACAAGGAGAUGCGCGUGCCGUACAUCGCGAUGCGGAUGCUGCCUGCUACUUUGGGGAUAAUGCUCGUCCCGCUAGCUUAUUUUACCCUACGCAUACUGGCGUGCAGACCAACGACAGCACUCAUGGCGAGCUUGCUGGUCACUUUUGAGAACGGCCUCAUCACUCAAUCACGACACAUCCUACUCGAUUCACCAUUAAUAUUUUUCACUGCACUCACCGCGUUCGCAUGGUGCGGCUUUGCCAAAGAAGACGAGCGGCGCUCUUUCACACCAAUCUGGUGGUCUUGGCUCACUUUCACUGGCGUCGCUCUGGGCGCAGUCGUCAGUUGCAAAUGGGUCGGUCUUUUCACGAUCGCGACUAUCGGCUUGGCCACGAUCAAGCAACUAUGGGACCUCCUCGGCAAUUUGCGCGUCUCUUUGCCGUUGCUAGUUCGGCAUUUCAUCGCACGUGCAAUAUGUCUCAUCCUGAUACCCUGUCUGUUCUAUGCGAGCAUGUUCGGCUUGCAUUUUGCCGUCUUGAGCAACUCUGGCGAAGGCGAUGGCUUCAUGAGCUCAGAAUUUCAGCAUUCUCUACGUGGGCACGGCAUGGAAAAUACGUUUGCCGACGUCUAUCUCGGCUCACGGAUCACGAUCAAGCAUCUCAACACGCAGGGGGGCUACCUGCAUUCGCACGCGCAUAUGUAUCCUGGCGGAAGCCACCAGCAGCAGAUCACGCUCUAUCCUCAUCGAGAUGAGAACAACGACUGGAUUGUCUCCAAUGUCACCGCAGAAGGCGCACCCAAGAUCGAUUUUCAGACACUCGAACAGCUCGUACCUAUCAUGGACCGGACUGUCCUUCGUUUCGAGCAUGCAACGACUGGCAAGAGGCUACACUCUCAUGACGUCAGACCACCGGUUUCUGAGGUCGACUGGCAGAACGAAGUCUCUGGCUAUGGUUUCGAAGGAUUCGAUGGUGACGUGAACGAUCACUUUGCCAUCGAGAUCGACCCCACAUACACAGACUCAAGCGACAAACUCGCGAAGAAACAGAUUCGUUCACUGCGUACAAAGUUUCGGCUGCGACAUACACUCACAGGGUGCUAUUUAUUCUCGCACAAGGUCAAGCUGCCUGAGUGGGGUUUCGAGCAGCAGGAGGUCACAUGCAAUAAGAACCCAUCGAAGGCUAACUCGAUUUGGUAUGUUGAGACGAACAGUCACCCGCAAAUCCCUGCGGAUGCAGCUACGGUCAACUACAAGGGUGCGGGCUUCUGGAGCAAAUUCUUCGAGCUCAAUGCCGUCAUGUGGCAAACCAAUCAAGGUCUCACCGAUCGACAUGCCUACGACUCUCGGCCGCAGUCCUGGCCUGCGCUGAAGAGGGGCAUCAACUUUUGGGUCAAAGAUCAUCGACAGAUCUACUUGAUCGGCAAUCCCGUCAUCUGGUGGUCCAGCACACUAGCCGUGCUCUUAUACGCAGCUGUGAGAGCGCUCAUCUUUAUAAGAGCAAAGCGCGGCUUCCAAGACCUCAACAAUACAUCUGUCGCAUUCUACGACGGCGUUUGCGGCUUCCUGGCGAUGGGCUGGGCGCUGCACUACUUUCCCUUCUUCCUCAUGAAUCGACAGCUCUUCCUACAUCAUUACUUUCCGGCGCUAUACUUUGCCAUACUCAUGCUCGCCGCCAUAUUCGAUGCCGCCACGAGCCGGCUUGCCCCUCGGUAUAGACUCGGCGCAGCUGCGGCCUGUCUCUUGCUAGCUAUCAUGGCCUGGGCGCAUUGGUCGCCUCUCGCCUAUGCUGGACAGUGGACACGCGGGCAAUGCGAAUCAGCCAAGCUGCUAAAAAGCUGGGAUUUCUCCUGCUCGGACUUCCCAGUAUCUCUCGCCGAAUAUACCACAGCAAUUGUGCCAAAAGAAGCCGCACGUGCAACGCCGACAGCCGAGGAUGGCGUGGUGGUCGAUGCUGUGGUGCCGCCAGUGAUACCACCGCAAGAAGCGGAAGAGCCGAACUUGGCCGUCAAUUUCGAUCCGCCAUUAGAUCCAACGACGCCGGCUGCAGUCGCCCCGAUACAGAAUGCUUUCUCUGAUCCGCACGCAGCAGGCGAGAUCGUGCAGACAGCAGGAUUACCGCAAGAAGCCGCCGAAGCAGAGGCUGUGAUCGAAGAGGGAGAUGAUUCCGACGCGCCUGUCACCUAUGCCGACGAUCCUGACGCAAUCCAAACGACACGAGAUGAAAGUGUAGCACUACCGGACAAGGCCGAGCCUACUGGCGAGGAGGUUUCGUGACGGCACGUCAUUGUACAACAGUAAACCGCAAAAUGCACACGAUCUUUAUACGCGACCGCCUUGCUGCAGCGACAUCAGUGCAC
Molecule: messenger RNA, 3040 nt
Organism: Mixia osmundae IAM 14324
Lineage: Eukaryota; Fungi; Basidiomycota; Mixiomycetes; Mixiales; Mixiaceae
Product: glycosyltransferase family 39 protein
Exons: 5
Coding region: 201-2957 (918 amino acids)
Biological process (GO): protein O-linked glycosylation via mannose
Cellular component (GO): membrane; endoplasmic reticulum
Molecular function (GO): dolichyl-phosphate-mannose-protein mannosyltransferase activity
Source: RefSeq, a predicted model, not a curated record